Talpa occidentalis (Iberian mole) is the source of this 2435-nucleotide messenger RNA. It is a transcript of the gene MRPS16, whose product is annotated as mitochondrial ribosomal protein S16. The record is from RefSeq and is a predicted model, not a curated record. Gene Ontology annotation, biological process: mitochondrial translation. NCBI's taxonomy places the organism in Eukaryota, Metazoa, Chordata, Mammalia, Eulipotyphla, Talpidae. The transcript is spliced from 3 exons. Gene Ontology annotation, cellular component: mitochondrial small ribosomal subunit; ribosome. Bases 157 to 564 code for a protein of 135 amino acids. Gene Ontology annotation, molecular function: structural constituent of ribosome.
GGUCCCGCAACGUUGCGCCUCUGUCUGGGCUCUCCCCACUCCCUUGUCCCCUGCCCCCUCCGCCCAACCGAGGUCGUAGAGCCGACUCGUGGGGGCCGCAGGACUCCCCGAGGGGCGGCCAGCGGCUCACCGGCCCCCGAGCGCGCCUGCGGCACCAUGGUCCAGCUUACUUCUCUCCUCUGCAAGGCUUAUCGAGGAGGCCACUUAACCAUCCGCCUCACCUUGGGUGGCUGUACCAACCGACCAUUCUACCGCAUAGUGGCUGCUCACAACAAGUGUCCCAGGGACGGCCGUUUCGUGGAGCAGCUGGGCUCUUAUGAUCCACUGCCCAACACUCACGGAGAGAAACUCGUUGCUCUCAACAUAGAACGGAUCCGGCAUUGGAUUGGCUGUGGGGCCCAUCUCUCUAAGCCUGUGGAAAAGCUUCUGGGUCUUUCUGGCUUUUUUCCUCUGCAUCCCAUGAUGAUCACAAAUGCUGAGAGAUUGCGACGGAAGCGUGCCCGUGAAGUCCUUUUGGCGUCUCAGAAAACAGAUGCAGAAGCUACAGAAACAAAAGCCAACUGACUUUAGUUGAGCAUAGUAGUGGGAACAAGGUCAGCGUCUUCUUAAAACACUUGUGCAGCGCUCUUAAUUUCAUUAGACUUAGAGAUUAAUAAACAGACUUUUCUGAGUUACUUAUACUCUUAGGGCCUGGCCUGCUCUGUUCUUGUCUGAUGUGGAGCUAGAUCUAUGUACUAAUUGGCCUUUUCAGGCCUCGUUUUAGGAAAAACAGCAGCUGUGUGGUGGGGUGGACUUUUGGGUUGGGCCCUGUGUCUCUUGGACAACUUUUACAUUCUGCUGCCUUCCAAGACGUUCCUGAUUCAAAGCCCCCAACCAGCAUGUCUGUGACCCAUCCAAGUAAUUCCUUCCUUAAUCAUUUAUGAUCUCCAAAUCAGCUCAAGAGCAUAGUUACUUAUUUUUGUAACUGCAGAUUUAUAUUGUCUUGAUUGACACAAUCUCAAAUUUACAAAGGUAGAUUUGUUAUUACUUUUGGGCUAUAAUAAUAUACUUUUUAAGGAUGAGAAUAUGGGAGAAAGUUAGUAUAUCUAGAUAAUUGCUCUUUAUUUGUAAGUUACUGUGAAAGUAGGUAAGAGGUUCAAGGUGAGAACUUAAGGCUAAGUUCUAAUGGUUUUAAUAUUGGGCAGAGGUGAGAUUCAUUUAGACCCCAAGGUGCCUAGCUGGAGAGCUUUUUUCAACAUAUUUUGUAGAGGGGCCUGGGAAAGACAGGGACAUAACAAUGAGGGAUUUUUCAAAACUCCACUUUAAAAAGUCAGUGAUAGAAUUGGGUUUAGGUAUAAUGAGUUUGGUAAUAUAAGUGACUGGUUUUGCAAAAGACAAACAAAAAGCAACAUCUGUUCCACCAGAACUACAGAAUCCUUCAACCACAAGCAUGGUUUAGAUGGUUUUAGGAUACAUUCUGCUUAACACAUAUUUCAAAUUCUGGUGUAAUGCUCGGAUAUAGGAAAUUCAUAUUUUAAUGUAAAAACUUAAUAUUGUGAGGACAAUUACCAGCCACCUGAAAUUCUGGGGUCAUCAAGAUUCCCCCAAGGUUUUCACUGGUUGGCCUCAAUUUUCUUAGAGACUGAAGGCCAAGAAGUGAUUUUACCUGGAUUGAACUUGCAUCUGGGGGAAAAAUGCUUUGAAAACCACAGGAACUCUGGUAAACUUUGAGAGUUUGAGAUCCUUUGAGAAUAGCUUAGGAGAAGAAAAGUAUUGAAAAGUAUUGACCUGUGAGGGGAACUGAUAAGGCAUGAAUUAAGGUGUUAUUUUGAGCUACUAACUUCUGCCAACUUAGAUAUCCACUUUGUGCCCUAAGGUAUCCUUCGUCUGAUAUCUUUGUACACUCUACCUGUCUGAGCUCAUCCUGUCCUGCAUUUCCAAAGUUUUCCCUACUCCUUACUUUAGAUCUCCAGGCCCAGAUUUCUCACCAUGUCCUGGAUGAUUGCAUCCAAACCGAAACCCACAUGCUCAGCCAGCUAUGCACUUUACAAAACUUUGGGGUUAGGGUGAGGGGAGAGCUUUUCUUCAGCAACUUAAAAUUUAACCUUUAGGUUGAGCCAUGUCGAAUGUUGAUGCUAUACCCUUUUUAUUUUUAACUUAAAAAACAUCAAACUAUAGGUUCAAUCUACUAGGUGGCUGUUAUUAUAUAAAUAAACUGCGUUGGGCAACGGGGGAAGAGAGGCGCCAGGUUUGCAGAGUAAGGGGAGGACUGCCGCGGAGAGAGUAAGUGGUAUACCGCACCCGGGAUACCUUUUGGGGAUCCGCCUCCCCAAAAGGAGGAUCCCGCGCCCGCUGAAGCCAGGGAGGUGGGUUCCACGUUCUCUUUAGUUCACGCGUUCGCCAGUCUGGCCACGCCUCGUUUUGCAGCCGCCGUAAAGUGCGGGCUUCGGUCACGC